Molecule: messenger RNA, 2049 nt
Organism: Hyalella azteca
Lineage: Eukaryota; Metazoa; Arthropoda; Malacostraca; Amphipoda; Hyalellidae
Exons: 1
Coding region: 1-2049 (682 amino acids)
Source: RefSeq, a predicted model, not a curated record
AUGAAUUCAGUGCACUUGCCACUUGUACCACUCAGUAAUCGUUUCACUAAAGGCACUCACACUUUGCCUAAAGUUUUACCUUCUCAUCAGUCAUCAUCAGAAAGUCAAUCUGUGAAAACGUCUAAACCCAAACCACCCCCUCUGACAACUCAGCAGAAUUCCCCAUUACUUAACGUACAGCCGUUACUAACCGCUAUCCCUCCCACCCCCACAACCACCGUAAAUUCUCCAACUCCCAUCAUCAAUUCUGAUUCUUGUAUUACAGGGAUAGACUCCUUAAAAGUUGGGGAUCUUCCCGGAAGUCUAUCUGCCACUGGUUUCUUGGGAGCUGGAGUAAUCAUUCGAGAUGGCAUAAUCAUCCGGCGCCUGCCUAGUUUUCCUAGUUCUGAUUCCCAGGCUUCUACUUCCCCAGUGAAAGGCCCGUCCCCGCGAAAUUCUCCGCCGCUGUCCCCACUCAUAACACCACUGAAAAUUCUCUCCCCACCUCAAACCCCGCGUCGGGCUCAAAGGUUCGCUUUGCCCGCUUCGUUCUCGACCUCUUCGGAAGGUCGAGAUUCACCCGUGUUGCCCCCAAAAUACGACAGCCGUCGACUACCUCCUCAACCUCCAGCGCGGAGCUCAAAAUCUCCCUUUUCUUCUCCUAAACAAACUCAAAGCCCUUCCUACCGUAAGGCACGUAGUCCUACUAGGACCGUAUUUCAGUAUCCUUCGCCGAAAAGCACAAGUCCUAACAGGAAUCGCGACUCUAAAUACGCCGAGGAACUACCCAGACCUAUGAGUGCUCAUGGGUUUUUGCCCACUGGUCAAUUUGCCUCCGCCUUCAAUAGGGCGUUCAUUCCGUCAAGUGGAGUCAACUUGAAUCCUUUUUCGAUACCAACAAGUUUCGAAGGUAAACCAUCUCAUGGGCCAGUUUUGAAACAACGUCCUCCUCUUCCUCGGAGCUCAUUUUCAUUCAACGAAGAUUCAACAACCUCCACAAUCUCAUCGACGUCGACCAAAUCUGCGAAGUCAGACACAAGCCAGAAUUGUAGUAAAACUAGAGAUGGCAGCAGGUAUACAGACACCAGAAUGGAUUACCCUAAAGCCACAACUAAAGAGCCUCUCAAAGGCAUGGCUGAAAGGAUCAGCAGCAACAGCAGCAGCAACAAUAGCAUCAAUUCGCAAGAAGCUCUGUCGAACCUUCAACUGAAUAAAUCUUUGGUUCCUUCCACCCGAAGCUACACUACGACUUCUAAAAAAGAAGGGAGUAAGUCGGUCCGAGAAUACACUGAUGUCCUGCAGCAACUUUCCCGCAAUUAUAAAGCUCAGGUGGACAGAACUAACCCUGAGAAAGUAAAGGAAGAAAAAAUAAUGCGACCAACAGCCGUGACGCCAGCUUCGGGAAGAAUUGAAAUGAAGCAGAAGCAGGAAGUUCUGGAACAAAGACAUUUCGAUUUGUUACGCCGGCAAAAACAGCUCCAGGAACAGUACCUGCGCCUGCAGAACAUACAGAAGACGGGGAGUCGUCUGUCGGUGCCCAACAUAGACCAAUUUCUUGAGGAACUCAACAAGAAAGCCCAGGUGAAGGCCCCAAUAACCGCUAAAGAGAAACGCGAACUGCUCAAGAAAGCUGGGAGCGAGGACAGCCUCCUGACCAGAUCAGGGCUGUCAUCGAUGUCAUUUUCAGAGACCGGAGGUUCGCUGACGAAUUUAAUUUCUCCGUCAGCCACCAAGUCCACUGACGACCUGCACCAGAGCUCCUCCAAGUCCAGCAGCUCUUGCACUAUAAGUGUCAUCAAGUCCACGAACGUGGAGAAGUCGGCCACAAGUCCCAUCCACAUCUCCGCCUUGAACUGGCCCAACCCCGAGCCCCAGGCUACGACCACCGUAGCUUCGAGUAUCAACAACCCCUUCCGGCAGGCUGGCCGCUCCGCUACUGUCACCACGAAAAUUCUUGGCGACCACCUCGGCCCCAGUCGCAAAUUUUCGGCGCCAAGUGCACGCAAAAAAUCUUACCCCUCCACUGCACCCAACCCCAUAGAGUGUGCGGCCGCUGAUCACUCCCGUUGA